AUGACAAUCCGAUACUUCGAACUCGAACAUGGACAACUGGCCGUCGACAUACAGGGCGAGGGUCCUCUUGUGAUCUGUGCGCCUGCUAUGGGGGAUCUCCGCAACGCCUACACCCAGUUGGCAUCGCUGCUCGUUGCUGCGGGCUACACGGUAGCGUGUCUAGACAAUCGCGGCCAUGGCGACAGCUCGACAGACUUUGAUCGAUACGGCGACGAGGCCGCCGCAGCCGACUUCCUUGCGCUUAUUCAGGAGAUCAACCUGGGUCCCGCCAUCCUGAUUGGCGUUUCGUUCACUGCAGCCGCCGCGACCAUCGCAGCGGGCCGCCGGCCUGACCUGUGCAAGGGUCUCGUGCUGUUGGGGCCGUUUCUGCGCAACAGCAUGGGCUCUGCCGGAAAGUACAUACUGGCGGCGUUGGUCGCGCGCCCGUGGGGGCCAAUCGUCUGGAAAGCAUAUAGCCGCUCGCUCUGGCCCGGAUUGGGCGAAGACAAGUGCAAAGAGCGUGCAGAGGAACUGAUCAAAUCGCAGACGCGGCCAGGUCGAUGGACGGCGUUCCAAAAGACAGUCAGUGGCGCGGACCACGCCGUUGUAGGCCCUUGGCUGGAGAAGGCCAAGGACGUUCCUGUGCUGGUAGUCAUGGGAGACAAAGAUCCCGAUUGGUCCAAUCCCCUGGAUGAGGCGGAGUGGGUGGCCUCAAACUUCAGCACAGCAAAGGUCGUUGCCGUUGGGAACGCGGGUCAUGCUCCGCACCUCGAAUGCCCGGAAGUGGUGGGGGAAGCUGUGAUGGAUUUUCUUGCUUCUGUACACAGCUCGGGUCAGGCAGUCGGAACGUCGAGGGAGCACGAAGGUUAG
Messenger RNA from Sporisorium graminicola, 849 nucleotides. RefSeq lists its product as uncharacterized. The record is from RefSeq and is a predicted model, not a curated record. Bases 1 to 849 code for a protein of 282 amino acids. Gene Ontology annotation, molecular function: catalytic activity. NCBI's taxonomy places the organism in Eukaryota, Fungi, Basidiomycota, Ustilaginomycetes, Ustilaginales, Ustilaginaceae. The transcript has a single exon.